Molecule: messenger RNA, 1151 nt
Organism: Gadus macrocephalus (Pacific cod)
Lineage: Eukaryota; Metazoa; Chordata; Actinopteri; Gadiformes; Gadidae
Gene: macrod2
Product: mono-ADP ribosylhydrolase 2
Exons: 3
Coding region: 63-620 (185 amino acids)
Source: RefSeq, a predicted model, not a curated record
CACAUCAUUUACGCUGCUAUCACGGUCGGUUGCACGUUCCUGCUGGAGGUAACACACACUGAAUGUUGACAGCUUCACAGGUAGAAACAACCGUCCACGGGCUCGUCUCUUUCUAUUCCAGUGUCCGGACCCCAUUCGCUGUGAGCCUGGGUUUGCCACACUCCAAAAACAGCCAUUCGAAGUCCAACCAUUCCGGUAGAAUGGACAAAGAGAAAACGGACUGGAAGAUUGAAAAAGAGAGACUGUUGAGUCUGAACCUGGAGGAGAGACGCAAGGAGUAUCGUCGACAGGAGUACACAACGCUGGGCGAGGUCAUCACCUGGAGACAGGAGUGUAAAGAGAAUGCCAAAGUGGAAGAAAGCGAGCCAACAGGUGGCAGCAGCACGAGCGACAAAGUUUCCCUCCACAAAGGGGACAUCACCGUCCUGGAGGUGGAUGCCAUCGUCAAUGCUGGUAGGAACCGACUCUCUCUCCUCCCCUUUCGGAACUGCCGCUCGGAUCUGAACUUGCAGUCUUCCGGUCGCUAUGCAGUCAUUAGGUUGUCCUUUGCUGCCCUCUUGUGUCGUAACCCCGGAAGUGCAUGCUGGUGUCGGGAGAAUUUUCCAUCGGAUGGGUUUUAGUAACACGGUGACUGUUUCAAUCGCUGUAACACGCGUGCCAUAUUCUAGUAACAUGAGAUGAUUACAACAUUUAAUCAAAUCUGAACCAUUUUGGAUGAACCAUGAGUUGAAAACAUUGUGAAAGGCAGGAAUCUUUUAAUUCAACAGUUGUCCUUCAGAAGAAAAAGGGAUGAUCCGUGAAAUAAAACUGGAGGAGCAAUCAUUUCUGGAUGACGCAGAAGCAGCAAGGAACGCAUGAAAAGAUGAUUUUCAUUAUCUCCUUUUCGGUAGAUUUGUCUGAAUGCGGUGUAAUUUACGUCUGGCUCCAUAUAAUCUGCACCGAUUGGGAAAUGUGCUGAUACAUGGUCUUACCCUGCAGCCGUCGCUGCUGUCUGGAACUAUUUCUGAGCCGUAGAGUCUGAUGGAGGCUAGAUUCAGACAAUGCUCCCGCUCUGAUAUCGUCAUAUUCUGCUGCUUCAUGUCUGUUCUUUCCUAAUAGGCUUCUGGGAAUUAAUAUACCGCUUUGUGAAUGAAUGAACAAGAGAGGAUGCA